GACAGUGUCACCCGAUUCAUGCGCGGGAUUCGGAUUUGGGAGGUGCUGUGCCGGGGAGACGAGCGCCGUGCGAUUUUGCCGCUUUGGGGAUGCGGUAUCGCGGGCGCGUACAGCUACACGGUUAGUCCGCUCGGAUACGGAGACGUCGGUAUGUACAUCGACCAGAACCCCGGUGUCGAUCGGCUAUUGUUGUUGAUCCAGAUGGCGGAAUGUGUGAAGUCCUUGCACGACAGGAACAUCGUGCAUGGCGAUCUUUUCGAAACGCGGUUUGUUGUCAUGGAAGAACGCUAUGGGGUUCGGGUCUACCUUACGGGCUUCUACGAGACUGAGAUGCUAGAUACUCAUGGCAGGGUGACGUGUCCAUGGACGGUAUCGGACUGGAACAGACUGUCGUGGCGCGCCGCUCCGGAAAUGACAGCACCGGGUCCGUGCCGCGUCUACGGCAAACCCGUGGAUAUCUGGGCUCUGGGUUUCUUGAUCAUGCAGCUCAUGACGGGAAGGGUUCCAGCCCAUAGCACACAAUACUUCAUGGCCCACCCCGAUUGUCUUCCCUCGCGACCUUAUGGAAUGACUCUCCGUCUGUACGCGCUUGUACGGGCGUGCUGGUCGUUUAGGCCGGCCGAGCGCCCAUGCAUCGACCAGACGAUUACUUGGUUGAAACAGUGUCGUCGGCAAUUGUUACUUGACGCAUGAACAGGGACCGAUUUCACUGGUUAUUCUUCCGUUACUGAUAGAUUUGGCUCGAUAUC
Messenger RNA from Punctularia strigosozonata HHB-11173 SS5, 749 nucleotides. RefSeq names its product kinase-like protein. Gene Ontology annotation, molecular function: ATP binding; protein kinase activity. Lineage: Eukaryota; Fungi; Basidiomycota; Agaricomycetes; Corticiales; Punctulariaceae. The coding region runs from base 19 to 693 and encodes 224 amino acids. The transcript has 8 exons. The record is from RefSeq and is a predicted model, not a curated record. Gene Ontology annotation, biological process: protein phosphorylation; signal transduction. Gene Ontology annotation, cellular component: cytoplasm.